Messenger RNA from Phalaenopsis equestris, 709 nucleotides. RefSeq names its product phosphatidylinositol/phosphatidylcholine transfer protein SFH2-like. The transcript has 2 exons. The record is from RefSeq and is a predicted model, not a curated record. The coding region runs from base 61 to 579 and encodes 172 amino acids. NCBI's taxonomy places the organism in Eukaryota, Viridiplantae, Streptophyta, Magnoliopsida, Asparagales, Orchidaceae.
CAGAUUGACUAUGCUGUACUGAAUCUGACUGAUAAAAAAAAUUCGCAAAUUACAGUUUUGAUGGAUUGUGACGGUCUAUCUCCAUUUAGAUUUCCCAUGAAUAUGAUGAGAUCAUGUUCUAUUCUUGUACAAGAUCAUUAUCCUAAUCGAUUAGGAACAUUGUUCAUAUUAAGACUACCUCCUGUUGUCCAAGUUCUCGCUCAAACUUUUCUUCAGAUUCUCCGUCCGACCACGCGCGAAAAAGUUCGAAUUCUCGGCAACAAGAACCACAAAAUUCUCUCGGAACUACUCAAAACAUUACCAGCAUUCCUCGGAACCGAUUGCGACUGCUCGAGCUGCAAACAUCUGUCAACGAACAACCCCUCUAAUCUCAUUUGCGAGAUCGGCGAAGGUGAGUCCAGUGGAAGUAUGGAUUAUGAUGAUGUAGAUGCAAAUGAUUUCAUUUCCUCUGAACUUCCAUUCCUCAGAAGUUGUGAUCAUGUUCUAAGAACUGCCAUUAUAGCCAUACUCAUGAUGUGGAUUCUGAUUGCCUUUUUCUCUGCAAUGCAUAACACAGAUACUCUUUCCUCCUUAUCAUAGUUAACAGAGAUUUAUUAUUGUUAUAUUGAAGGAUUAGCUGCAUUAAUUAAUAGUAAUUAUGUAAUUAUGGUUAUUGUAACACUGUUGAUUUUGGAGAAAUUUUAAGUCUUGUCAAGUCUGUUACUGUUAA